This is a messenger RNA of Gadus macrocephalus (Pacific cod), 2316 nucleotides long. RefSeq names its product ADP-ribosylation factor-like 8 (gene arl8). The transcript has 7 exons. Gene Ontology annotation, molecular function: GTPase activity; GTP binding. NCBI's taxonomy places the organism in Eukaryota, Metazoa, Chordata, Actinopteri, Gadiformes, Gadidae. Gene Ontology annotation, cellular component: trans-Golgi network; cytoplasm. Gene Ontology annotation, biological process: protein localization to Golgi membrane; vesicle-mediated transport; intracellular protein transport. Bases 579 to 1244 code for a protein of 221 amino acids. The record is from RefSeq and is a predicted model, not a curated record.
CGCGGAGCUCCGAGUGAACUUCAAGAAGACAUUAACGGUACGCAGCCCGAAGGAGUCAUUAACGGGACGCAGCCUCAAGGAGACCUUAACGGGACGCAGCCAUUAGCGGGACGCAGCCCGAAGGAGACAUUCCUCUGCUAGCUAGCUCCGGCUCCCUCCGCUUAGUUUACAUCACAGACCUGUUGAUAGCGCUUAGCACCAUUAGCAUCCCAUUCUAUCUUGGUCAUAUUACUACCCCCCCUCCUUUACGAGCAGCAGGGUUUUAAAGGCGGUCUUGUGUACAUGGAGUCCCUGUCGGAACGGUCUGUGAGGAUUCCGCUGGAGAGCUACAGCUAAUACUAGCGCUAAUGCUAGCAGAGACACCGCUUGACUUUUAGCCGUAGCAGCUAGUUAGACUGGCUAGCUCUCCCCUCCACAGCUGUUGGUUAGCUCGGCUAGCUCUCCCCUCCACAGCUGCUGGUUAGCUUUGCUAGCUCUCCCCUCCACAGCUGCUGGUUAGCUAGGCGAGCUCUCCCCUCCACAGCUGCUGGUUAGCUAGGCUAGCCGCUCUCCACAUCUGGAUCCUCAUUGUUUGCACCAUGGGCGUCAUCUUCGCCAAGCUGUGGAGCUUCUUCUGUGACCAAGAACACAAAGUGAUCAUUGUUGGGUUGGACAAUGCAGGAAAGACCACCAUACUCUACCAGUUUCUUAUGAACGAGGUGGUCCACACGUCGCCCACCAUAGGCAGCAACGUGGAGGAGAUCGUAGUGAAGAACACACACUUCCUCAUGUGGGACAUCGGCGGGCAGGAGUCCCUCCGCUCCUCCUGGAACACCUACUACUCCAAUACUGAGGUAAACGUGUACAAAUACUACUCCAAUACUGAGGUAAACGUGUACAAAUACUACUCCAAUACUGAGGUAAACGUAUACCACUCCAAUAUUGAGGUCAACGUGUACAAAUACUACUCCAAUACUGAGUUCAUCAUCCUGGUGGUGGACAGCACAGACCGAGAGCGGCUGGUCAUCUCUAAAGAAGAACUGUACCGCAUGCUGGCCAACGAGGAUCUGCGUAAGGCUGCGGUUCUGAUCCUGGCCAACAAGCAGGACAUGAAGGGCUGCAUGUCUGCAGCGGAGAUCUCCAAGUACCUCAGCCUGAGCACCAUCAAGGACCACCCCUGGCACAUCCAGUCCUGCUGCGCCCUGACCGGGGAGGGGUUGUGUCAGGGUCUGGAGUGGAUGAGCUCCCGGGCCGGUCUCAGAUAGCCCCGCCCCCCCCCCCCCGGUGAGCAAGAAAAAAAUGGUCACCUUUGACCUCUAGAGACUAAAUAGGAAGACCUGACCUGAUGAUGGAGCUGCUAUUCUCAUCCUCGUCGACCAAUGGGAGAGGAGGAGCCAACACUACAUACAUAUCAUGUUGUCAUCGAAGCCAGGGCCGGACGGGCCGGCUUUGAUCGGUGGAAUCACGUUACAUUAAGUUCUCUCGGACAUCGGUGCUUACAGAGCCAUUUCAUAAGCUACGUUCAUGUGGUGCAUUAUGGGUAAACGAUUACAUACCUUCCGUACUCAUUCCAGCAGCUUUGGCGUGCAUGCUAGGUCGUCACACGCACACACACACACACACGCACACACGCACAUGCACUAGAUCAUAAUACACAUUAAGUCAUAGCACAUACACAGUUGUUAAACAGACCCAUUAAGUAUCUACACACACCUGGGUCCACACUAAUAAGUUGGUGGUGUGUUAUACCAAAACAAGGGUGUAACACACACACACACACACACACACACACACACACACACACACACACACACACACACACACACACACGGGUGUUAUACACAUGCUAGAUGAUAUCACAUAUCUGGUAGGCCAUUCAACACUUUCGAACAUAACAGCUUAUUUCAACAGUAUUUUAAUUUUAGUCAAAUGUUGCUAAAUAUGAUUUGAUGUAUUUUCAUUUUGAUUAAGAUGUUUGCCUUUUUAAUAAUCUUUUAUGAUGCAGGUUUAUAUCACACAGACCUAUGUGUUAUUACAUGUCCUUUGCUUCUAGAUGCCUUUAGCUGUGUGUGUGUGUGUGUGUGUGUGUGUGUGUGUGUGUGUGUGUGUGUGUGUGUGUGUGUGUGUGUGUGUGUGUGUGUGUGUGUGUGUGUGUGUGUGUGUGUGUGUGUGUGUGUGUGUGUGUGUGUGUGAGAGUCAAGGUUAAUGUUCUCAACAUGUUCAAAGUAUUUUUACACGCUGAUGAGGACCAUGUGGACUCAACAGCCAGGAGAGUCUGACCGUGUGUGACCGUGGUCAUGCAUUUGUUUUUAAUAAAACUUUUAUUUUGAAUCUUAA